Saxophila tyrrhenica is the source of this 354-nucleotide messenger RNA. RefSeq lists its product as uncharacterized. Gene Ontology annotation, molecular function: carbohydrate:proton symporter activity. Gene Ontology annotation, biological process: carbohydrate transport; transmembrane transport. Lineage: Eukaryota; Fungi; Ascomycota; Dothideomycetes; Mycosphaerellales; Extremaceae. Bases 1 to 354 code for a protein of 117 amino acids. The record is from RefSeq and is a predicted model, not a curated record. Gene Ontology annotation, cellular component: membrane. The transcript has 2 exons.
AUGGGUCUAUACCUCGCCAGUCUCAUCAUCCUUGUCGCCGGCCCGAUCGCUUUCGAGAACAUCUCCUGGAAGUUCUUCUUCGUUCUCAUCGUCCCGACGUUCUUCCAUAUCAUUUUUGUCUACUUCAUGUGCCCCGAGACGAAGGGGAGAUCUCUGGAGGACAUCAACGCCCAGUUCGGCGAACAGGUAGCCAUCCACUACUACGGCGCCACUGACAAGGAGAAGAUGGAGUUCGAUGUCGCUGUCGAGGAAGACGAGAAAGUCGAUCAGACUGGCGAGGUCGACCGUAACGGUCUUACCAAAGUUGUGGCCGACCACACGCAUGUUGAGGAGGUGACUCACCAUAAGGUGUGA